This is a messenger RNA of Tauraco erythrolophus (red-crested turaco), 716 nucleotides long. The record is from RefSeq and is a predicted model, not a curated record. Lineage: Eukaryota; Metazoa; Chordata; Aves; Musophagiformes; Musophagidae.
GCAGAAAAUCACCGCGGAGAUGGCCGCGUUUCUGCAGGAGCUGCGUCGGAAGGUGAAGGUCGGGGUCGUGGGCGGUUCCGACUUCGAGAAGAUCAAGGAGCAGCUGGGCGAUGACGUGGUUGAAAAAUUUGACUACGUUUUUUCAGAAAAUGGGCUUGUAGCAUACAAAGACGGGAAAUUCUUAAGCAAACAGAACAUUCAGGGUCACCUGGGUGAGGACAUACUUCAAGAUCUAAUCAACUACUGCCUGAGUUACAUCGCGAAGAUUAAACUGCCAAAGAAGAGGGGCACUUUUAUUGAGUUCCGAAAUGGGAUGUUAAAUGUGUCCCCCAUUGGAAGAAGCUGCAGCCAGGAAGAACGAGUUGAGUUCUAUGAACUUGAUAAAAAGGAACAUAUAAGAGAGAAAUUUGUAGCUGAUUUACGAAGAGAAUUUGCAGGAAAAGGCCUCACAUUUUCUAUAGGGGGCCAGAUAAGCUUCGAUGUGUUCCCAGAUGGCUGGGAUAAGAGGUACUGCUUAGGAAUCAUUGCCAACGAUGGAUACAAGACCAUCUAUUUCUUUGGAGAUAAGACUAUGCCAGGGGGGAAUGACUAUGAAAUUUUUACAGACUCCAGAACAGAAGGCCACAGCGUCACAUCUCCACAGGAUACAAGAAGAAUCUGUGAAGAGCUCUUUUUUAAAUAAGACUUUUAGAAUUCACACUUACGAAACGGUUAAG